CAAAUUUUUUCUUUUUACUUUCUUACUCAGAUUUCACCUUUAGGAUGGUAGCGCUAGGGCAGCUCCUCAACCUGUUAGUUCAGCUAGCAUAUUCACAAAGAACAUUUUCCAACAAAGAAGACUACUUCAAUUGCAACUCUUAACACUAAAGCACCCUGAAAUGUGUUUUCCUGUGACGCUGCAUUCUACUGUUCCACAUACAUUAUCAAGAUGAGGUCUGCGACACAUCAGAACUCCAAAUGCUUCCCACCUAAGACCAAGAAUGGAAUAAGCAAUCCAUCACAUGCUAUGACAUGUUCCCCAAAACACACACACACUCAUAACCUUAAAGUGGUGUUAGAAUGUUUAUUGAAGAGGGCAAUCUAACUGGCUGAGCCGACCUGGGUAGCCGGUAACUUUUAACAUAAACAAACAGAGAUACUGUAAACUUGCUGUGUAUGGAAACUGUGUUUAUACUUAAAUUGGACUUGGGAGAAUGAAAUAAUUUAAUAGAAAAAAUAUAGCUUAAGUUCCCAGGAGCGCUGAAUGACCUCAAGACCAUUCUGAACAAAGCAGAAAUAUUAAGGCAUACCCAAAGACACAAAAAUAGUUACACAAAUACUUCCAAAGUCAGCUAAUAAACACAUUUAGUUGCGUGUUUGUUACGAUAGCUUUACAAACACCACUUUUCAAAUAAACCACUUUUCAGUCUCACAAAACAUUUUUUUAUUUUUUCACUUGCAUUAGCAGAACUAAUAGUAAAUGUUCUGAAACACGAGCACUGCGUCAUUUACUUCGUAGCAAGUUUCAUAAUUGCUGGAUCUGUCCUUUUUAGCCAUACUGCUAAGACUCUUACUAGCACAUGAUAAUAAAUUUUCUUAGUGAUGCAGUGGAAGUCUAGAAGAGAAAAAAGAAACUGAUGACAGAAACUUCAGAUUAUUCUCAGUGCAGUCAAUAUAUAUUGGCAAAAUAAUUGGAUUUAUAUAGCAACUGAAAUAGCUGUACACUGAAACAUCUGCAUGGAAACUGAACACAAAUCAGAGAGAUAAUGACCAUGACAAAUUGUGAGCCCUGUUGCUCAUGAAUCUAAAAAAUCUUUACUAGGAAUACUAAAACACCAGAGCUAAUCUAACCUAAUGUUGCAUGAUGAUGAUCAAACUCCCAUGAAAUUCAGGAAAUCACAUCUAACAGUGAUUUAUUUAAAAAAAUGCAGUAAAAGGGGAGAGGGUAAUUAUUUUGUAACUUCCUGGCUGAAAACAGCCAGAUGAGUGGAAUGAGGCUGCAUUUACUCUUCUGCCAUGGGCUAGAUGCAUGGUCACAACUGGAACCUGGCCCUGAAAGUUUGAGAAGCACCAAAUAACGUGUUGCAGGUUACCAGUGAAUUUCAUUGAAUCAAGAAUGGUUUGGGUUGGAACGGACCUUGAAGAUCAUUCAGUUCAAACUCCCCUGCCAUGGGCAGGGACAUCUCCCACUGGAUCAGGUUGCUCAAAGCUUCAUCCAACCUGGCCUUGAACACCUCCAGAGAUGGGGCAGACACGACUUCUCUGGCCAACCUGUAACAGUGCCUUACCACCCUCACAGUCAAAAAUUUCUUCAUAAGAUCUAAUCUAAAUCUCCCCUCUUUCAGCUUAAAACCGUUGCCCCUCAUCCUGCACCUGCACUCUCUGAUAAAAAGCCCCUCCAUAGCUUUCAUGUAGGCCCCCUGCACUUUCCAUACAACUCCCAUUUUGACAUGAACACAACACACAGGCACACAUAAGACAUUUUUCUUUCAACAGCAAGGUCCUCAUUCUGCCAUACCUGAUGUACAGUCAGGAUUGGCACAACCUGUGGUAGAACUCAUGAUAUAGGUUACAUCAAGCCCUCCAAGGAGAAGCCUGGUUUCUGUUUAGUGCAAGAGUACCCCAUCAAUUUUGCUGUAACAAGGCAAGAACUUACCAUUGGAGAACACUGACCGACCUUUGGAGAAAAAGAUCACAAAGAAGUAUUGAGGCAAUGAGGUCACCAUUUGCUGCUGUCACGUCCCUGCUUUGGGAGUGAACAACAGUAUUUCAUAGAGUCAUAGAAUGGUUUGGGUUGGAAGUGACCGUGAAAGACCUCUGGUCCAACCCCCUACAGUGAGCAGAGAUAUCUUCAACUGAAUCAGGUUGCUCAGAGCCCCAUCCAACCUGACCUUGAAUGUUUCCAGGAACGGGGCACCUACCACCUCUCUGGGCAACCUGUGCCAGUGUUUCACCACCCUCAGCGUUAAAAUAUUUCUUCCUAAUAUCUAACCUAAAUCUCCCCUCUUUUAGUUUAAAACCAUUACCCCUUGUCCUAUUACUACAGGUCCUGCUAAAAAGCUUUUCCCCAUCUUUCUUAUAAGCCCCCUUUAAAUACUUAAAAGCCACAAUAAGGUCUCCUUGAUGUCUUCUCCAAGCUGAACAAGCUCAACUUUCUCAUCCUCUCUCCAUAUGGGAGGUGUUCCAGCCCACUGAUCAUUUUUGUGACCCUCCUCUGGACUCUCUCUGACACGUUCAUGUCUUUCCUGUGCUGAAGGCUCCAGAGCUGGACCACAUGGGCUCUCAUAAGAGCAGAGUCGAGAGGCUGAAUCACCUCCCUUGACCUGCUGGCCACCCUUCUUUCAAUGCAGCCCAGGAUACUGUUGGCCUUCCGGGCUGCAAGCGCACACAGCCAGCUCACGUCCACCUUCUCAUAUGGUGAGAAGGUCCUCCGUCUUCACAGUCCUCCGUGUCCUUCUCCACAAAUUUUCUCUUGGCUCCUCUCAGAGGGAAGAGGACAGGAGACCCCAUCCUGCCAUAGCUCCGCAGGCCGGCCUGCAAGGGAGGGAGCUGCCAGUUGCGCUGAGCUGGGAGCCACCACGGGCAGCAGGUCCUGCCCGCUUGGGUAGGCCUGGCUCAGCCCUGCCCGGCUCCAGCCUGGCUCGGCCCAGCCCGCUUGGCUGUGCUCUGCUCUGCCUGGCACGGCUCAGCCCUGCCCACUUGGCACUGCUCUGUCCGCACGGUUCGGCCCUGCCAGGUUCUGCCCACCCAGACCUACCAGCUCAGCUGGAUCCAUCCCAGCUCAGCUCUGCCCGGCUCAGCUGGGCCCAGCCGGGUCCUGCCCGCUCUGCCCUGGCUCAGCCCUGUCUGCUCAGCUGGGUCCUUCCCAGCUCAGCUCCGCCCGGCCCUGCCCAGCUUGGCUCAGUCCUACGAGGCUCUGCCCAGACGGCUCCUUCCCAACUCAGCUCAGCCCUGCCCAGCUGGGUCCUUUCUGGCUCAGCCCUGCCAGGCCCCGCUUGGCCCUGCCCGGCUCGGCUCUGCCCAGCUCGGCUCUGCCCAGCUCAGCCCAGGCUCUGCCAAGCCGUCCCUGCCCGCUCUCCCCUGGCUCGCCUCGGCCCUGCCCGCUCUGCCGUGCCCACUCGGCCCUUCCCCGCUCAGCCCUGCCCAGCCGGGUCCUUCCCGGCCCAGCCCCGUCCCUGCCCGGCCGCGGCUGCGCGGGCCUCUCCCCUUCCUCCUCCUCCUCCUCCUGCUGGCGGCCGCUGCCCGGCAGGAUGGAGGCCAUCGAGUUGCUGGCGCUCCAGCCCUGCGCCUCCUCCCUCUACCUGCGCCCGUUCCGCCUCUGCUACCGGCAGGAGCCCUGAGAACUGGUACCUCCAGCAGUGGCAGGAAUGCAAGGCGUGAGAGAGAAGUUGCUUCUCACAGUGUAAAGUGAUGCGCGAACGUUGCCUGCAAGUGAGGUCAUGCACAAAACCGGCUGGCAAUGCAGCAUUGGCUGGUCCAGGGUGAGCUUUUACCCCAGCAGAGGAGUGUAAGUGGAAACACAGAAGAGUUUGGACAGCCCUAGGAAUGCCUGCUGCAGACUACGUCUUCUGCAAUGCGAUCCAGUGGGAGGUGUCCCUGCCCAUGGCAGAAGGUUGGAACUGGAUGAUCUUUACGGACCCUUCCAACCCAAACUAUGCUAUCAUCCUUUCCUUUGCUUCUAAACACAACAGCUGAAAAGGCAAAAGAGGGAAUGUAUAUGGAGGAGGUGUUUUGAAGUCAAACAGUGAGAUAAGAUACAGGAGAGGAAAAGCAAAGGUUCAAAUAGCUUUCAUUGAAGAUGAACUGAUUUUUUUACCUUUUAUAAUAGAUUUUGUGCAUGAUUUUCCUAAAGAGAGCUUUCUUCUUUCAGAAGGAAACCUGAAGAACAUUCUUCCAUGUUCUAAUUUUUGCUGGCUUAGGUUAUAAGUGACAAGUCUUCCAUCUUAAUUUCAUUUUCAUUUCUGAGUCAUGCCGUAUUUACAUGAAAACUGGGAUUUAAUUAAAAAUGUACAAAACAGUAUUACAAAAUUACAUUUAAUUGAGUACAAGUGCCUUAAAUGUGAUGAGUAUAGUAAGAAACAAGGAUGUGUUUGGUCACGUGCUGUGAUUUGAGAAAACCGGCAUUGCCGCCAAAAGAAGUAGCCUUGCCCAUUUUGCACGUCUUGCUACUUCCUCUCCUUGCACAAGUGUUGGUGCAGCAAAAUAGUGAGCUGGAUCAGGGAUCUGGUCCAGGUCAAACCUAAUCUGGCUGAAAACAGAAGUUAGGCUUAGAUUUGAUUCAAAUCCUUCUGCUGGCAGAGGGGAGGUGAUAAUGUGGUGGUUAGGGAUGAGCGUUUGGGGGCUGUUUGAGGGCAGAAAUUGUUUCUCUUGGCUGCAGCACUGCCUUAAAAUGAACGUGAUAAUGUAGUUUAUAUAGCAUCUGCACAGAAGCUGGCUUGGGUCCACCCUGCUGAGAGCACAAGCUCAGCGAGCGCACAACUGCCUAUACCUGACCUGAGAGACAAGCCCUACCUUUAUUAAAAGCGUCUUUUGCAUUUAGAAACUGACUUACUAACCAGAGAAAAUGGUAAAUAUUUUUGGUCAUUUGACUAAUUGCUUCAAAGUCAAUUAGGCCUGCUGAAAACUCCAUUAAAUUCCUGAAGAGCCAAAUAUCUUAGAUUUAAGGGAGUUAGGUGCCUGAUGUGCCUAAUAAUUUUUGAAAAUUCCACCACUUAUCUAAAACAAAAAAUUAUUUCUGAAAUCUAGCCCUCAAUCUUAAUGGUUUUAUGCUGGGUAGAUCGUCCUCUUGUCCAACUUAUUUUUCACUAGCUAGGAAAAGAAGAGAAAAUUUUAAUCUUCAGCUUUACCUUAGAGUAAAAUUAGUUUCCCCCCUCUAUGAAUUCCCCACACCUGCUUGCUGAAUUUAUCCCAUAUCUAAUUAAAAAAAAAAAAGUCUUUUUGAAUAACAGAAUAAUUUAAAUGAGGAAAAAUUCAGUGAUGGUGUUUGUUGCACUAUGAAAACUGAAACUAGUUUUGAUAUUUAUGCGAUGUGUGGCAUCGUGCUCUAACAGGAGGGUUUGAGGUGACUUUUUGUGGAGGUCCUUUUUGUGAAGCUAUAACAUGUCCCCUCUAUUUCAUUGUAACCUGAAAAGGAUUAAUUGGUGCAUAUUUUUGUAUUAUAUAAUAUUGAUGAAGGAUAAGUUAGACUUUGAAGACUGAGAUUUUGAAAUCUGUUUUUAAACAGAUGCAUUCCUGAAAUAGGCAUUGAUAUUUCAAUAAAACUUCUCUGUCUGAGGAUGUGUACAGAAUGAGAGUAUUUUUAUUUUAUUAGUUUGCUUUUUUUACAACUACGGGUUUCCUGUACAAACAGGAGAUUGCAAUAAUUUUUGCAUACAUGUAAUUUUAAGAUUAUAUCUAAGCAUUCAUGAACACUUAUGUUGCAGCAUUGAUUUGUAAACAUUUCAUCAGGAACGUGUAUGUUACAGCAUUGAGACAUUUCCUGUAAAAAUUACACUACUUGUGUGGAGGUAAUUUUGAUCCCAUCACUAUUGCUAAACCAGUUAAGUUUUCAGCAGUUACAUAUAAAUUUAGAUACAGGUGAUUUAUCUCCUAGUUUACUUUGCAGGUCUGAUUUUAUCCAUUCAACCCGCAUCUCACUGAGUUGUAAUCCACAGUUGCUCUAGCAGGUUUGCAGACCAUCCGCAAGAUAUCCGAAAAGGAUCCUGAAGGAGAGUGAAAUCUAAGCAAAUACUGUGGUAAGCCCACACAGGUUAUGCAUCUGAAGAAGGUGGUGGUCACAGCUGAUCCAGAGUGGAGCCAGAGGCUCGGAUGGUUGUCUGCCUGUUUCUCAGAAGCACUUGAGAUGUUGAAUACUGUAGGCCCAAAGACAGGAUUAGUGUUUCGGCCAGCUGAGUAUUCUCGUCGGCUAUCUGGAUGUUCAGACAAGGAGCUGUGGGGACACACAGGGACAGAGUUGUAUAUGCUUAAAAUCUAGUCAGGCGGUUACUUUCAAUUGAGUCAAAACUUUUGCAGUGUCUUUACAGGUUUGUGCUUGAGUUCCCCUUGUUCAAAGAGCUUGAGCUGUCCUUUGGAUGCGACCAGUUACAUUUGGUUACAUAUUAAUACUCUUCCAAAAGAUCAUGAGAAAAAAAUGUAGCCUUCUGGCUAUUUAUGUACUGAGGAUUGUCAUAAUUCUUAAGGAGUUCCUGAAGUUGCAGCAAUUUAUGCACUUCUAAUAGAGAGGAUUGUGAGAUCUUUUCUUAUGAGGUCUUUCAUCUUUCUCUUCCUCUACCCACCCUUAUUGUUUUAAAUAGAAGUAAUGAGUGCUGUUUGCUUGUAAAGCAUGAAAGUGUACACACUUCUGAAAGAAUUCUAGGUUUUGAACCGCAUCGAUGGAGGCAACAUGCUGUUUGGUUUGAGGCAUUCAAGUUAUAAGGAGUAGCCUGGUUCUGUAAACAAAUCACUGCACCGACCACUUUUUUAAAGGAUUUGUCCUGUUCUUGUGUAGUGCAAAGGUAGAAAUAAAAGUGCAGUAAAGGAUUCAUGGAAUUCAGCAAACUGUAGGCAGAUUUGGUUAGAAGCAAUGUGGAGGAGUAGGGUGCAAUUUAAAACUAUGUUCGUCAAAAUAGAGAUAGCUCCUCACUUUAUGCCUGGGAUUUUCAGCUGUCAACCCCUUCUUCCAGGUGGGCCCCUCAGUCAAAUAAGCCAUGUUAUUUUAAGUGGAGUGGGCUAAGGGUGAGAGGUGGACAAGGUACCUCACAUAGCCUGAUGAAUAACAUUUUCAUGUUGUCAGUAGAAAUGUCAUUUACAUAUUUUUGUUUGUCUCGAUACUGACAGAAGAGAAUUAAUUUAUCUCACAUAUAGGAUAGCAUCUAGCUAGUUUUAAUGUGUAUUUGCCCUCAAAAUACAAAUUCAUUUGUUGUCAAAAGUGGCUUUUUUGAAAAAAACAAAACAUAUAUCACCUUAUGAAGAAUUGGCUUCUUUACCAGAACUCCAUGGUAAAUCUCUUUUCACUUUUUCCUAUUGACAUUUUUCUGCUUUUCAUAAAUAAUGUAUUCAAGAGACCAGAGGGAUGGCUAAUGAGAGAUUAACUCAAUGCCCAAGGGCUAGGGCAUUUCCCUGGGAUGUGGUAGAGUCAGGCUGCAAGGUCUUGCUUCAAUUAAUAUUGUUUCCCACAUCACAGGAGAGUUUGCUCACUGCUGGGAAACACAUUUGUGUGCAAAUCUUCAGCUUCUUUUGUGCAUGUUAGCCAGGCACUGGCCUAUAUAUUAGACAAACAAAAAAAGCCCCCCAAGUUUAAUGAUUCUGGCGAUACUAAGGCGUGAAGUAGACUCUGAGUAUUAACAGUAGAGCAGAGUUGUUAGGAUUUUGGGUAGCAUUAAGUAUUCAAAUAGGAAUCCAGACUGAACAUAGUCUUCUUAAUCAGCACCUGAACAGGGAUUUCAGUUGUUCUGUGUGGUGGAUUUGGAUGCUGACACAGGACUUUGACAGACAGACCUCUGGUAAAUCUUGCUUUAGUAAUGUAAGACUUUAAUGUAUGCAAUUGUUUGUUCCAGUCCUAGCGGUUAUUACCCUCUUGAGAAUCAACAGAAGGGAAAUAGUUUUGCUCCAGCUCUUACUCUGCUCUACCAGUUCAAAUCCACCUCCAUCAGCCCUUUAAGCUAAAGUACUAAGCUUUGCGUGGGGCUGAGGGAAGUGCCUUUGCAUGUUCUUUUGGUCACCUUAGUGCUGGGGACAGUAUCCUUCCAGAGGAGGCAGAACAUCAGCGGAGGGUAAGCAUCUGGCUGGCAGAAUAACAUCUUGACCUGUUACAGAAACUUUUGCCCAGGGCUCACAUAUCAAAGCCUUUGUGGAUCUAGCCCAGACUCCUAUAGCUUUGUUUUUGAAGGUUAUGCUGGCAAGGGCACUCUUGCCACUGUUUCCGUGCAUUGCAUAAACAUACAUGUGCAUUCUGCCCGGGAACUUCUAGAAGUUUGCUAGACUAACAUCAGCUAUCCGUAAUUUUCCCAGUAUGUGUUUAAGUGAGUUUGUAUUUCGAAACUGUGGAAUGGUGAUUAGGCAUCUGGUCCAGUGAUAUAGGAUAAACCUUAAAAACACCAUGCGUAUGAACUGAACCGUACAGUCAGCAGUGGUAAAUUGGAACGAUUUGCUUUUUUGUGAGCUCCAUGUUCCUUCCUCACAUCAGAGUAGUCUAGUGCCUGAGCAUCACAUUUCCUCUAUUGCUUUAGUGUUUAGAAUUAUUCAUUUUGAAGUUAAACACAAGAACUGGUCCCUUAAAUUUCUUUUUAAUGCAUGGUGUUUUCAUUCCACGUGAAGGGAAUUCAGUUAUAAAGAGUUCUACUGUCGUUAUAGAGUAAUUUUCAAGACGACUGUAGAUUUUAACACAUCAUGAACUUUAUAAUGGGUAGAAAAUGUACUUCAGAAGUAGUGUGCAAUUCAUUGGUGAAGAAGGAAUUUCUUUUUUCUAGUCUUAGAUUUGCUGCUGCUUUCUUUUAUGACCAUUAGCAACCACUCUGUU
This is a messenger RNA of Cuculus canorus (common cuckoo), 8757 nucleotides long. RefSeq names its product nudix hydrolase 14 (gene NUDT14). The record is from RefSeq and is a predicted model, not a curated record. Gene Ontology annotation, molecular function: UDP-sugar diphosphatase activity; metal ion binding. The transcript is spliced from 2 exons. Bases 2676 to 3641 code for a protein of 321 amino acids. NCBI's taxonomy places the organism in Eukaryota, Metazoa, Chordata, Aves, Cuculiformes, Cuculidae. Gene Ontology annotation, biological process: ribose phosphate metabolic process; nucleoside phosphate metabolic process.